Messenger RNA from Marmota flaviventris (yellow-bellied marmot), 4152 nucleotides. It is a transcript of the gene Pcyt1a, whose product is annotated as phosphate cytidylyltransferase 1A, choline. The record is from RefSeq and is a predicted model, not a curated record. Gene Ontology annotation, cellular component: endoplasmic reticulum. Gene Ontology annotation, biological process: CDP-choline pathway. Gene Ontology annotation, molecular function: phosphatidylcholine binding; choline-phosphate cytidylyltransferase activity. NCBI's taxonomy places the organism in Eukaryota, Metazoa, Chordata, Mammalia, Rodentia, Sciuridae.
GCAGGAGGCGGGACUUCCGUCCUGCUGUUCCGUCAGCUGCCUUCCACGGGCGUCUCCCCGCAACCUUCUCAACUUCCCUUGUCGGUGACUGCGAGCCUGGAAGAAAUCCGACGGAACAGGCACGGGGGAGCGUGAGCUGCUGUUAAAAGAAGAUGGAUGCACAGAGUUCAGCCAAAGUCAAUUCAAGGAAGAGGAGGAAAGAGGCACCUGGACCUAAUGGGGCAACAGAGGAAGAUGGGAUACCUUCAAAAGUGCCGUGCUGUACAGUUGGCUUACGGCAGCCAGCUCCUUUUUCUGAUGAAAUUGAAGUCGACUUUAGUAAGCCCUAUGUCAGGGUAACUAUGGAAGAAGCCAGCAAAGGAACUCCUUGUGAGCGGCCUGUGAGAGUCUAUGCAGAUGGAAUAUUCGACUUAUUUCACUCUGGUCAUGCCCGGGCUCUGAUGCAAGCAAAGAACCUUUUCCCUAAUACAUACCUCAUUGUGGGAGUCUGCAGUGAUGAGCUAACACACAACUUUAAAGGCUUCACCGUGAUGAAUGAAAAUGAGCGCUAUGAUGCAGUGCAGCACUGUCGCUAUGUGGAUGAGGUAGUAAGGAAUGCCCCUUGGACCCUGACACCUGAGUUCCUGGCAGAACACCGGAUUGAUUUUGUAGCCCAUGAUGAUAUCCCUUAUUCUUCUGCUGGGAGUGAUGAUGUUUAUAAGCACAUUAAAGAAGCAGGCAUGUUUGCUCCAACACAGAGGACAGAAGGUAUCUCCACAUCAGACAUCAUCACCCGAAUUGUCCGAGACUAUGAUGUAUAUGCUCGACGGAACCUACAGAGGGGCUAUACAGCAAAGGAGCUCAACGUCAGCUUUAUCAAUGAGAAGAAAUACCACUUGCAGGAGCGUGUUGACAAAGUAAAGAAGAAAGUGAAAGAUGUGGAGGAAAAGUCAAAAGAAUUUGUUCAGAAGGUGGAGGAAAAAAGCAUUGACCUUAUCCAGAAAUGGGAGGAGAAGUCCCGAGAAUUCAUUGGAAGUUUCCUGGAAAUGUUUGGUCCAGAAGGAGCACUGAAACAUAUGCUGAAAGAGGGAAAAGGUCGGAUGCUACAGGCCAUCAGCCCAAAGCAGAGUCCGAGCAGCAGCCCUACUCGUGAACGGUCCCCCUCCCCCUCCUUCAGAUGGCCCUUCUCUGGCAAGACAUCCCCGUCUUCCUCCCCAGCAAAUCUCUCUAGGCACAAGGCUGCAGCCUAUGAUAUCAGUGAGGAUGAAGAAGACUAACUUUUCAUUCCUCCUUUCCUCUCCCCUCUGUCCCAUCACCUUCAGAAGCUCUCUCUUGAAUUCCACAUUGUGAUCCCAACACUAAACCUAAGGACAGCUACAAAGGAAAGACAUUUGGGGCAAGAGGAACUGGUAAUGGGGGAACCAAAAUAGCCCAUUUCCUAAGAGACAUCAAUCACCCACACCAAGGAGGAGGUUGACUACAUCUUAGAAGCCUGUUUUGCAUCCAUCUACUCUCCCCAAGGACUCUGUUUUACUGUUUAUGUUCAUGUGAUCUUGACAGGGAAAUUGUCAUUUUUAUUAAUUUUUUUAAAAAUUAGUCUCUCAAAUAUAGUAAGUAGAACUAAUUUUUUGCCCCUGAGGAGUGGGCAGAAGAAGGUAGUGGUGUAAUACCCAGAGGCCUUUUCUUCUUGAUACACUGUAGUGUCUGCCUCCUGUUCUGAAGCAAAGUGGCUUGCCAAAUCCUUCAAGCAGUGAGCCAUGCUGAUGGGCAGUUUGGGGGUUAGGAGGAAUAUUGUAAUUUUGGUUUCCUUACAAAAAAAGAGCAAAAAUUGAGCUAGUCACAAAAAUCCCCUAAAGGCACUGCUGGCACAUAUGUCAGCAUGGCUGAGGGAAGAAGGAGAUCUGAGCCUAACUUUUGUUACUCCCUGAGGAGUUUCUUGUUGGACCCAAUGGGGUCCAUGAAGACACUGAUGGGGAUGGAACCAGCCACGUUGUAUCAACUACAGUUUUUCUGCUGUUCAUCUUCUCAGAAAAUCUGUUGCCAAGUAAUUUGGGAGUUCUUGUCAGUUUCUUUCCUGCAACUUUCCUUUAAAGGCAGGAACUUUGAGGGUUACUGUGAUUAGAGAGAGGAAUGGGACAAAACUCAAUUCUGUAUAUCAGUUUAAAUUCAUUUCCUGCUGGGAGUAAAUUUCUGGCCUUGCUACUCCUUUUUCAAUUUUCAAUGCUGUUAGCUUUUUUUUUUUUUUUUUUUUUUACAAAGGAUGCUUUGUAAAUGUCUGCAGUUUGAACUUGAUUUGUAAAUCCAUGUUGUUUACUCCAUGUCAAAUACUUAGAUUUGCACAGAACAUAGAGGCAAAAGGAAACACCUUCUUUUCUAAAGCAACAGCUUAAUCUUGAUCUCUGCCCCUCUUAAGAAUGUUCUUAACUAGAACCAAUACUCCAUGGAGUGUUUCUUUUUCUCUGAGGGCUGCAACUGGCAGGGACUUCUCUUCACCACUCCUCCAGAAAGCUGCCAGCAUGGGUUUGCUUUAUAAGAGGGUGGUUGGUUCUCUUCUUUCCCACCUGGGCCUGGUGGUUAUUGCCCCAUCUUUCCUGCUUGGUUGCUCAGUGGAAAUUCAGCACUUGAAUUUCAAAUAGAGAAUGCUGAUAUAUAACACUUGCUGUAAAACAUGAUCAAUUUUUUUUUUUUUAAUCCCCUAGCAUCCUAUCUCUCUCCUCAGCUACCUGACCUAGCAGACCAUCAAUCAUCAGUAAUCCUAGCUGGAUUAAGGGGAAAAUUGUUUAUGUCCAGACCUCACCCCUGUCACUCAUAAAAUACCCCUUGUGGGGGUGGAGUUUUAGUGUUUUCAACAAAGAAAACCACAUUUUCUCUUUCUUGCUCUUCUGCUAGGACUGUGAGCAUCUCAUAGUCCCCUCUCUAAACCCUUUCUGGUCAAGACUGCUCUUCUGCCUGAGGGUCAGAGGCUAAGAUCAUUGCCUGCCUACACAGUAGGAACCUAGACAUAUAAAUUCAGAUCACCCAGACCUGUGGGACAUGGCAGAGGAGAGGGACAAAGAGAAGCCAACUCUUGUCCUGAUGGCCCAUGGAAACUACAUUUAUAACUCUUUUCAUGAAGUGCUAUUUUUUAUUAUCAAAUCUGAUUCACACAAGCCUUGACCUAGAAUCCUUUCUUUGAACAGUGAAGUUAAUGUUUUCUCACAUUUCGCAGCUUUAUAUGAUGUCAUAUUUUAACUUCUGCUUUGGUCUUCCCUCUGGGAAUUCCACCGUUUUUGCUCUGCCUUAUUCUCCCUGGUAUAGAAAGGUAGUGUGAAGGACUGUGAAGUCCCUGCUAACACCCACCUACUUGUUCUCUCAGUGCACAUGUUCCGCAAGUAUACAGGAAUAGAAGGGGAGAUAAAUGUCCAUGAUGUGAUUUUCCUUCCUGAAGUUCUCUCAGGAAUAUUGUCUGAACCCCAAAGCUUGAGUGAUCCUUGCUCUCAGUGGACUGCAUUUGGCAUAGAAUAGGGCCUCUGGGCUGACAUGUCUGUGUCACUGCUAAGCCAGCUUGUGCAUAUAUUAGAAGGCUCCUUUGCCCCUUUACUACCUUAGUCUCUAGACACUAGCAUAUUCCAAUAAUUGGACUGAAAACAAAAACUUUUAAGAUGUGGCAUGUUAGAUACUUUGGGGUAAAUGUGAUCCUAGGUGCUGGAGAAGGAUGCUGUUGGAAUGGUGUACUGUUCUGCAUUUGUUCCAGUUAAAUGAGGUUAUGCCUAUGAUCUGUAGUUCUUCAAAUAUGAAUGCUUGAGUCUGUGGAGCUAUUUCCCCAAAUUCCACACAAGAAAGCAGUGAGCCCUGAUGAACUAAAUGUGGCAAAGAUGAGACAGCCUCAAAAGAUGAUUGGCCUCAAAAGCCUGUCUACAAGAUAAAAGGAGGCUGAAGACAAGCCCUUUAGCUGAUGGUGAAGGGAUGAAGGAGGAGCCAUUUCAGCAGUUACAUUGAGGGUCUUGAACAGAAAGUUUGCUAUUUUCACGUGCUAAGCUUAGAAUAGAGGUGAAAACUAAAGGAACAUAAAUGGACAUUUGUACUGCUGCAGCUGCUUCUGAUAGCUAAAGCCAAAGACCCUUACUCUGCAGAGGCUUGAGUAAGAAGGUUGGGGAUGUAAGAAUUGAAAAUCCUGAAGAAGAAGAAGUAGUA